CCAGGCUACUUUAAUUAUAUUCCAUAGCUCUAGAUGGCAGUACGUACGGUAUAAUCGAGAGCUGAUCCCUAUGCAACCAACGACAGACAUGAUACGACAGAUUGGAGGUAACCUAACCGGUAGCAGGCUUGCGGCUUGUUGGCGAAAAACGAAAAGGCAAUGUUUACAUCACCAAACAUGGCAUACCCAUGUGAAAUAUCCAAGGAGUUGGGAGAGUACAUUGUAACAAAUGCACCACCCACAGUAUACUACAUCCCAGAUUUUAUCACAGAAGUCGAAGAGCAGUAUCUCUUACAAGAGGUGUACAAAGCUCCCAAACCUAAAUGGACACAGUUGUCAGGAAGGAGGCUACAAAACUGGGGUGGGCUGCCUCGCCCAAAGGGUAUGCUUGCAGAGAAGCUCCCUGAUUGGUUGCUGAAAUACACAAACAGAAUAUCUGCCCUUGGCGCAUUUGCUGGAAAGGCUGCUAAUCAUGUGCUAGUGAAUGAAUACACACAGGGGGAGGGCAUUAUGCCACAUGUGGAUGGCCCUCUCUAUCACCCCACUGUAACAACCAUCAGCCUGGGCUCUCAUACCCUCCUGGACUUCUACAGACCCAUUAGCCAGUGUGAGAUAGAGGGGCCCCAGACUGAGGAAAGCCGGUACCUGCUCUCCCUGCUGCUGCGGCCGCGGAGCCUGCUCAUCCUGCAGGAUGAGAUGUAUCAGCACCUGCUCCACGGCAUCCAGAAUGUCUGCCAGGACACAUUGACGGAGAGGGUGGCAAACCUCUUCUCUGCGUUGGCCCAGCCCGGGGAGGCACUCACCAGAGGGACCAGGGUGUCCCUCACCAUCCGCCAUGUACCGAAGAUCGUCCAUGCCAACAUACUGCUUGGCAGGAAAUAAUGUUACUGUUGUCAGACAGGAGGAAAAACACAUUGUCAGCGCGCUGUGCAUUUAGGCAAGAAGUACAGUCUGUAUGAUCAGUCCUCAGCAAACACAGCUAUUUUUCAAAUAGCUGUGUGGACUUUGUGGGUUGUGGAAUCUGACAAAUUGUAUCUAAGGAAAGGAAAGUGUGGGAAGAAAGCAGACAUACAGUACAUGAUGUUAGCUGUUCCCAAACCUGUGUGGUGUGGCACCAUUGAUGACACUAAUUUGUGAGACAUCUAACUGGUAAGCUUUGUGAGAAAGCUUCAGGGACUGUGCGUGUGUGUGUGCGCCUGCUAUUCCAGAACUGCGCGGUGUGUGUGUGUGUGUGUGUGUGUGUGUGUGUGUGUGUGUGUGUGUGCGCGCAAUAGUAUUGUCCAGUCAUUGUUUUCAAGUAAAAUGCUAAUUGCUACAUAAUUCCAAACUCACCCUACUAAUAACCAGUAUAACUGUAUUAAAAUGCUUAACAAAAA
Alosa alosa (allis shad) is the source of this 1376-nucleotide messenger RNA. RefSeq names its product alkB homolog 6 (gene alkbh6). The record is from RefSeq and is a predicted model, not a curated record. Bases 160 to 882 code for a protein of 240 amino acids. The transcript is spliced from 7 exons. NCBI's taxonomy places the organism in Eukaryota, Metazoa, Chordata, Actinopteri, Clupeiformes, Clupeidae.